AUGGCGAGGGGCAGCACUCCAGUCGCCUCAUCAUUGUAUGCCCUGCGGCAGAUGCUGGGACUGACACCAGCCAAUGGAGAUGCUGCUCUCACCGUCCAUCCCAUCUUUGUCUGCAUCGACUGUGAAGCGUUCGAGCAUGCCCACCACAAGAUCACCGAGAUAGGCGUGGCUGUUCUGGACACUAGAGAGCUAGAUCAGAGAAGUGCUGAAGCAAAACAGUGGAUCGAGAAAAUCAAGUAUGGUCACUUCAAGCCAAUCGAGUACGGAUUACUGAAGAACAAGAACUUCGUCAAAGGCUGCCCGGAAGCCUUCAACUUCGGCACUAGUACAUGGAUUAAGCUGGCAGAUGCCAGGCGAGUGCUACAAAACAUCUUUGAUGACCCGACUCGCUUGCAUGAGGCUGCCGACUUUGACAAGCCAUUGAGCAAGACAGGUCGAGACGUAAUCUUUGUUGGCCACAACGCCAGCAGCGACACUUCAUUCCUCAAGCAAGUGGGCUUUAAUGUAGCAGUAGACGGUGGCACCAAGGCGACCAUGGAUACGCAAAAGCUGGCAGGUGGCACGAAGAAGAAGUCGAUUGCCUUGCAACGGCUGCUUUUGAGCCUGGACGUCGAUGCUUACAAUCUACACAAUGCCGGCAACGAUGCGGCGUACACACUUCAAGCUAUGCUUCUGAUGGCGCUGAAAGACCAAUCAACACCUGGAAGCGUGGCUGCCGACUUGCUGAAAUAUUCUGGAAAACUGUCUCCUGCAAAGCACAGCCCAAUAGUCGCACCUCACGUCUUUGCAGGCACGGCUAUGGGGUGUACUAUCGAGUCGGCCGCUGAGAAUGGAUCUAUAGCGACGGACAUGAGAACAAAUAUCCAGAGGCGUGCUGAACGACAAGAGCGGAAGAUCGUUGUACGGACCGUCCGCAAUGCUUCUGAGGUGCCGGCCACGACUGCCAUGGCGCUGCAGAGGCCAGUGACAUCCCACAGCUCACAUAUAUUCUUCAACGACCCAGGACCCUGA
Recurvomyces mirabilis is the source of this 1011-nucleotide messenger RNA. RefSeq lists its product as uncharacterized. Bases 1 to 1011 code for a protein of 336 amino acids. Gene Ontology annotation, cellular component: nucleus. The transcript has a single exon. Gene Ontology annotation, molecular function: nucleic acid binding. Lineage: Eukaryota; Fungi; Ascomycota; Dothideomycetes; Mycosphaerellales; Teratosphaeriaceae. The record is from RefSeq and is a predicted model, not a curated record.